Molecule: messenger RNA, 1652 nt
Organism: Asparagus officinalis (garden asparagus)
Lineage: Eukaryota; Viridiplantae; Streptophyta; Magnoliopsida; Asparagales; Asparagaceae
Product: homoserine kinase
Molecular function (GO): ATP binding
Source: RefSeq, a predicted model, not a curated record
CCUCAAUCCAAACAAGCCCUUAGUAAACUCCCAAACACACCCUAAGUAAAACUGUUCCGGCGUGGGAAAAUUCGCAAAGCUCUCUGCCGCUUCUCUCCAUCAAAAUGGCGACGGCGGCUACUUCCCAUCUUCCCCAAAUCUCCCCGCCCUUCAACAAAAAUUGCAAAAGCGCCACCCAUUUCACCUUCUCCAGCAUAAAAUGCUCCGCCUCCAAAACCCUAACCCCUACACCAAGACCGUAGGCCAUAGAUCCUCCCCGUCGUCGAAACGCCUAACCGCCUUCGCUCGCCGCCACCGUCGCCAACACUCGCCCCGGUUCGAUUUCCUCGGGUGCGCCGUAACACCCUCGCGACACCGUCACCAUCUCCGUGGACCCGGGGUCGAGCCUGGAACGAUCUCGAUCUCAUCCAUCACCGGCGCUCCGAAGCUCACCAAACCCUAAUUUCAACUGCGCGGGAUCGCCGCCAUCGCUGCGAUGAGGAUGCUUAAGGUUAGAUCUGGCCUCUCGCUCUCUCUUCACAAAGGGCUACCCUGUCCGGCCUCGCGCUCCUCCGCCGCCUCGGCUGCCGCUGCUGUAGCCGCGGUCAAUGCUAUUUUUGGCAACCCUCUCGAUCCUUUGGAUCUUAUUCUCGCUGGGUUGGAAUCAGAGAAGAGAGUUAGUGGAUAUCAUGCGGACAACAUUGCUCCGGCGAUCCUUGGAGGUUUUGUGCUGGUUCGAAAUUAUAAUCCGUUUGAGAUCAUGCCGUUGGUGUUUCCCGGUGAUAAAGAUCUGUUCUUUGUGCUUGUAAGCCCCGAAUUCGAGGCGCCAACUAAAAAGAUGAGGGAGGUUCUACCGGGUGAGAUUGGGAUGAAAGACCACAUUUUUAAUUCGAGCCAGGCUGCAGCACUGUGGCGGCUUGUGGUGGGAGGAGAUGUUAGGGUUGGGGAGUCAAUGGUGAGUGAUGGCAUAGUGGAGCCGCGACGGGCUGGGCUUAUACCGGGGAUGGAGAUGGUGAAGAGGGCCGUUGAGGCGGGGGCAUAUGGGUGGCACGAUCAGCGGGCGGGGCCCACGGCGGGGGUGAUUGAUGAGGAGGAGAAGGGGAGGGAGAUUGGGAACAGGAUGGUGGAGGCUUUCUGAGGGGGAGGGUUGAAGGCGAGGGCAACAGUUGCGAGGUUGGAUCGAGUUGGGGCGAGGGUUGUUAGUGACGAUUGAGAAGGUGUCAAGUAAUGUGUCUGCAAUCUCCAAGUAGAUGGAUGUGAAUCGUGAUUGUUGUGAUUAGACAAGAAGCUGUAUUAUCAUUAUAUGGUUGAGAACCACUCUCACGAUCUCGUGCAGUGUACUUCUUUUCUGCAUACAAGCGGCUUGGAGAUGCUAAAUGGUGCAGGUUGUGGCUUGGAGAUGCUAAAUGGUGCAGGUUGUUGCUGAACUUCCAUUGCUGUUGCAGAAAAAUAAGCGUGUAGGAAUUUUGCAUGUGUAUCUGUUGUAGCGAGAAUGUUCCUUUGGUUCACCAUCGGGUUUGUAUCUCAAUUAUUUUUUUCCGGAAUAAUUUUAAGUUAAGUUGGAUUUCUUUAGUUGUUCUAUAUCAUCAAUUAUUACCAUACUCUAUUUUGAUGUCAAACUCAUGUUCGAGACGAAUUAAUAAAUGUUCAAGGAAUCCUGAUUGAAUACUGAA